Molecule: messenger RNA, 2463 nt
Organism: Solanum dulcamara
Lineage: Eukaryota; Viridiplantae; Streptophyta; Magnoliopsida; Solanales; Solanaceae
Exons: 1
Coding region: 91-2292 (733 amino acids)
Source: RefSeq, a predicted model, not a curated record
UGAAAAUCAAGAUAACCAUUUGAUGCAACUCUUAUAUUCUUGCUCCUGAAUUUAGUAACCACAAGGGAAAUAGGAGUACUCACGGUGAACAUGCAUGUGGCGUCGUGUGAUAAUAAUUAUUGCCAUAUGGUCACCGACGCAUGUAACAAAAGAUGCUACAGCAAAUCAUUCAGUACACCAAUGCCAAUGAUUGGUAUCUAUGUAGCAGCAGCAUCUCUACUUUGUACCCUUGCUAUGGCUGCUGAUGCUUUCCAAGCCUUUCGCCUAAAAAGACUUUGGUUCCCAUGCAAAUUCUUUCCUCUGAAUGCUGCUUCUCUUACAGUUUUAGCUGUAGCAAUGAAGUUGCCUGUCGAUAUAUCUGAACCGAUGCCAGGUCAUACUGACCAGCUUUCCAAACUGGCAAGCACUGCUUUCAUGUGUGUUGUAAUAGGUAACUUCAUGCCAUCAAUAGGAGCCAUGAGUAACAAAGAAAUCUUGUCGAACGUUGUAGCUCUGGACAUCCUGGUAAUCACCAUCAUUGUCAAUCUAUGCAUUGAAAUACAUACUGGUUUGAUUUUUAACCUGAAAUAUGAAUUUAUAGCAACUGUAUUCCUUAUGUUUCUCCUGAUAUUGGUACUGAGUUUCUCCUCUUCAACACUUGCAACCACCAAAAAGAUUCUUGAACUUAACUAUAAAGAAGCAUAUCAAACAACCUUGAGGGAUGAUACACUAGCAUUCGGAAAGUUAUCCAUCGAUAGACUGAGAGACACUGUGGAAAAGUGUUGGAUGAUGGUCGAAACUAGUAACCCUCAAUUUGUGAUGGCUCGUUCUGUAACCUUUUCAACUUCAGGGACAAUCUGUGUGUUGGCAUGUCUAAUUUUGAUGGAAGCUCUUAUAAGAAUAUACAAUUCACCUCCAUAUUUCCCAAAUAGUUCAACGUACAAAUGGACAACAGGCUUAGUUCUUAUUGUUCAGUCUAUUGGGGUGGUAGUGGGUACUGUUGCUCCAGCACUCAGAUGGUUUAUCUUGAUAAGAUUUAAGCGCUCCAACAAAACUGGCAAUACCAAUGCGAAUUUCCUUGGAGUCGAAGACUACUGGAUCCGCAAGCUGGUUGAGUGGAAGGAGAGACCAUUGUCUUUAAACAUCAGGGGAACAAAAUUUAGAAAAUAUCUCCAGGGUACAAGAAACUUAAUUCUUGCCUUCUGCAUAAGAAGUCAAAUUCUGGUUGUGUUAACGAGCAAAUGUAUGCGGUUUAUCUCAGUUGUUUCCUUCAACUUGAUGUUUUUGUGUCAACUUCAGGGCCCAAACUAUCAUCAAUCAGAACCAGAACACAGGAGAGAGACUGAAUUGCACCGUUAUGUUCUGUUACUAGAAGGUGAAGAAGAACUGCCUGAAAGAAUCUUUAAGAACAUAUCUGGUAAUGCAAACAGACUAGUAGACACAGGAAGGAAACGGCAGCCAAAACAACUGGUUAAUUUGCUAAGAAAAUCUAGCAGCUUUUCUGGGGUGGCAGAUAUUUACUGUGACCAAGUUCCAGGACUGCAUUCAGUAGAACCUUCAAACUGCUGGACCAUAAGCCUGGUGACACUCACUAGCAUUACUGUUGCACUUCCCAAAGUGAGGGAUCAGAUGGACUAUCAGCUGAUAAGGAGUGUCCAUGAAGGCCUUACGUAUGCCAGCUUCAUAGAGGAAACUAUGUAUCCUGAAGGUGAGUUCACAAACAUUAGAAACGCAGCACAUAUAGUGUGGGAAGAACUGGAGAUCCAUCAAAAAUGGUUGGAUGAGGACUUACAGAAAUCGACCCUCGAGGGAAAAACUUCUAUGGAAAUACUUGAGAUGCUUACAGGAAUAGCUUCAAAGAAGGUGAUGGAUUUCAAACAAACCACUGAUGGAAGAACGCUCGACAACCCUCUCAACUGGCCAGUCAGAAUAAUAGCUGCCAAUUCAAUGUAUAAAAUUGGGAAGGCCAUCUUGCUGUUGCUGAAUAGUGAAGGACACAAUGUCUUGGUUGAUGAAAAACUAUUCGAGAGAUUAUCCAUUACAAUAGCAGAUAUACUAAGUACUUGCUUUACCAAUCUGCCACGAGCUAUAACUAUGGCUUGUAAUUCUGGUGCCAUUGAAGAGAGGGAAAAAAGUGUGCGCAGAGCAGCUUUAUUAGUUGGUAAGACCGAAGAGAUCUUGAAGAUAAUUCAACACCAUGAACUUCCAAAUAUAAAUGCUGAUCAAUCAGCUUACAUUGAUCAGUGGAAGCUUACACUCCAGUCAACAAACCCUGUUCCUGUCAUCCCUUCCAAUAGUGAAAUUCUGCUCUGAGCUAUCAUACCUAAUUGAGAGCCAUCAUAUUCAGAUGGUAAGUUACAUAUCCAUGAGCUAUGAUAUGAGUAACAAUGUAUACAUAACCAGUAUUUCCAUAACUACCAUAGUACUUAUCAAAUUAUGCAUGUCUUAGAAUGAUUUAACUUAAUGAAGAUUUUAGUUUUCCAA